Molecule: messenger RNA, 6271 nt
Organism: Alexandromys fortis (reed vole)
Lineage: Eukaryota; Metazoa; Chordata; Mammalia; Rodentia; Cricetidae
Product: zinc finger protein 54-like
Exons: 5
Coding region: 1350-3095 (581 amino acids)
Biological process (GO): regulation of DNA-templated transcription
Source: RefSeq, a predicted model, not a curated record
CUGGGACGUACUAUGAGCCCGGCGAAGUUGGAAAGCAGUGACAGCAGUGUCGAAAGCCCAUUCCCUAUCGUUCCUCCGUGACCUGCAGCGAGGGAAAUCGUAUGGUUCAGACCUGGGUGCGGAGGAUACGGCGCGGUGACGUGGAAACACGAAAACUCCCCAGAGCCAUAGUCGCCGCGAGGCGGCCUGGGAAAGUCGGCGUCGCAGUGGCGGGAACCGCAGCCCUGAGGCCCUGGAACCUCCCAGGGCUCACUGAUCACCCAGACCUGCUCACCUGUGCAGCCGAACAAAGGACCUGGAAGGAGAGGAGACAGCAGCUAAGGAUGCAGGUUUCUGCAUUCACUCCAGGUUGUGUACUCACAUCUGAAAAUUUGGAGCUAGGAAUAUCCUAUGAGAGAGAACAUGCAUUGUCUGUGUUUCUGGGUCUGUUACCUGCAAAGGUCAUCAUUUUAAAUUUCUUCACAGCUGAAUCAUAUUCCAUAGUGUAUAUUACCAUACUUUCACUAUCCAUUUGCCAGUGGAAGGACACUUAUGUUGUUUACAUUUUGUAGUUAUUGUGAGUAGAGCAGCAAUGAACAUGGCUGAGCACAUAUUUGUGGAGUAGGAUAUCGAGUCCUUUGAGCAUACACCAAGGAAUGAAACUGGGUCAUGUGCUGAAUUUAUUUAUCUUGAGGGUUUGUUUAUUUAAAUGAGGAUUCUCUGUUUUGAUUUUUAAGUGUGGCUUGUUUUUGUUGUUGUUGUUGUUAUUGUUGUUCAUGGCAUUUUUAUUUACUACGGCUUUGUUUUUAUGCUAUUGCAAGUUGGAUUACUGGCAGGUAGUAUUUUUCUUCCUUCUUUUUGAAAAGUAGUGGUGUGCUGUCUUGCUCAUUGAUUUUUUCCAGUUCUUCUAUAUCUAUUUAUUCUUAACAUGAAAUUUUUAUUUCCCUUUUUUUCAUGGAUAAUUCUGCUGAAUCUCCUGUGUGUGUGUGUGUGUUUUGCCUCUAAUUUAUUAUCUACAGUGCCCCUUUAAUAAAAUUAAUUGUGUUGAUUAGUGAGUGUCUUAAAAUGCACUUAUGUCUCCAUCAACUUUAAGAGAGUGGUUUUCUUUGUGCAGGAAGAUGCUUGGUGGUGAUUUUUUUUUCAAGCUUCAAACUUCAAAUGUCUUUUCAUGCUCUCCUGUCUUUCGGAUCACUGACCUGACAUCUGGUAGAAUUCUGUUGCUUUCACAUUUUCAUAUGUUUUGACAUUGUUCUUUAACAGCUUUUAGUAUUAAUUUUAUCUCUUCCUUUUUGACUCCUUGACUUGAAAGGGAAACAAGCCCUCUAUUCAUUGUUUCUGAAAGAGAAACUCAAGGAAGAGGAACAAUAAGAAUGGCUGAUUCUCCAGUAAACAUGUCACAGGGUCUGUUGACAUUCGGGGAUGUAGCUGUGGACUUCCCCCAGGAGGAGUGGGAGUACCUGGACUCUGCCCAGAGAGCUUUGUAUAUUGAUGUAAUGUUGGAAAAUUAUAACAACCUGGUCUCUGUGGAGAACUAUUGCAAAUGUGAUCCUGCUCGUCAACAUACGAAUACAGAAAAGAAGUCAUGUCAGUCUAAUGAGCUUAGCAAAGUCCUUCAUGACCCCUCCACAUGUGCACUUAAAAAUUCAAGUGAAACUACACAAAACUCUAAUAACUGCAGAUGCAGUAAUCACAGAGAUGCCUCUAUUGACUCAUCAAACCUAGAUAGACAUGAAAGCAUGGCCACUGGAGAAGAACCCAGCAAAUCUAGAGACUGUGAGAAAUCUUUAAAUACUUGUUCCAGCAUUACUCAAGAUCAGAGACUCUACACUGCAAAGAAAGACAACAGGCAGGAAGAAUAUGAUGAUCAUUUCAGCUCUGCCUACAGUCUUUUGCAACAGCCAAUCUACAUCGGAGAGACACCCCACCAAUGUGCAAAAUGCAGGAAAUGCUUCAGCACUGCCUCAUGCCUCACAGUACAUGAGAGAAUUCAUACUGGAAUUAAACCCUACAAGUGCAAUGUUUGUGAAAAGUCCUUCACCCAGUGGUCAAGUCUUAAAACACAUCAAAGACUACAUACUGGGGAGAAACCUUACAAAUGCAAAGAAUGUGGAAAGUCAUUUCCUCAAUUAUCAGCAUUUAAUAGCCAUCAGAAAAGGCAUACUGGAGAGAAACCUUACAAGUGCAAGGAAUGUGACAAAUCCUUUGCCCACUAUUCCAAUUUCAGGAGACAUCAGAAAAUGCAUACUGCUGGGAGACACUAUAGUUGUCAAGAAUGUGGCAAAGUCUUUCAUCAGUUUUCACAUUUUAAAAGCCAUUACAGACUCCACACUGGAGAGAAGCUUUACAAAUGCAAUGACUGCGACAGAUCCUUUCCCCACUAUUCAUCACUGAGUAGGCAUAGGAAAACGCAUUCUCUAGAGAAGUUUCACAAAUGCAAAGACUGUGGUAAGUCCUUUUUCGAAUUAUCACACCUUAAAAGGCAUUACAGAAUCCAUGCUGGUGAAAGGCCUUACAAAUGUGAGGUAUGCGACAAGUCCUUUACUUUGAACUCAACUCUUAGAACACAUCAGAAAAUUCAUACUGGGGAGAAACCUUACAAAUGCAUGGAAUGUGACAAGUCCUUUACCAAACAUUCAGAUCUUAGAAGACAUCAGAGUGUUCACACUGGAGAGAAACUUUACAGAUGUAAGGAAUGUGAUAAGUCUUAUACUAGCUGCUCAUAUCUUAGAGCACAUCAGAAAAUUCAUACUGGAGAGAAACUUCACCAAUGCAAAGACUGUGGCAUAUCCUAUAUCCAUAUUGCAAGUCUUAGAAGACAUCAGAGAGUUCAUACUGGAGAAAGACCUUACACUUGUAAGGAAUGUGACAAGUCUUUUACCAGUUACUCAAAUCUUAGAAGACAUCAGAGUGUUCACACUGGGGAGAAACCAUACAAAUGUCUGGAAUGUGAGAAAUCCUUUACCCAGGACUCACAUCUUAGAACACAUCACAGAGUUCACACUGGAGAGAGACCUUACAGAUGUAAGGAAUGUGAUAAAUCUUUUUCUCACUCUUCUGGUUUAAGGAGACAUCAGAAAAUCCAUAAUGGAGAAAAACCACACAAAUCCAAAGACUGACAUAUUCUUUAAACAGAAUUUAAAUCUUAGGAGACAUUAGAAAAUUCAUACUGGAAAUUCAUACUGGAGAAAAACACACCAUUGUAAAUAAUGUGACCUAACAUUUUCUGGUAUUUUUACUUAAAAAUCACAACAGAAUAAAAAUUAGAAACAUGAAGAUAAGAAAAUUGUGAAAGUCUUUUUUCUUAUUUUUAGUCUUAUACUACGGAAAUUUGGAAGUUUAUUUUCUAUAAUGUACCUUUUUCAUAAUAAUAUCUUUCAUCUUCAUAGAAUAUGUACCACAUGAUCCCAUUCCAUUUAAAUGUAGACAGUGUUAGUAUAAAGUUAGCAUCAAUCAUUUUUUCAUAAUAAAAUAAUUCUUUAACCUGGCAUGGUGGUAUAUACAGGUACAUAAUCGUCGCCUUUGGAAGGUAGAAGCAGGAGGAUCAGGAGUUCAAGGACAGCCUUAGCUAUGUAGUAAGUUCUCAGCCAGCCUGAACUGUAUGACAUACUUUUUCAAGAAGAUGAUUUUUUGACAGUUUUAUCUAUCUGCCUGACUGCCUGCCAGUAUCUGUCUGUCUGUCUGUAUUGUGAUUAUAUGCACCAAGAAUUAUUCUCUUAUUUCCCUUCUUCUCCCCUUGAAUGGCAUUUUUUUGACUUUUACUGAUUCUUUUUUUUAUAAUAUAAAAUAAAUAUUUUUAUUGUUUUUAUUGAGCUUUAUAUUUUUCUCCACUCCCUUCCCUACUUCUCCCUCUCAUUCUACCAUCUCCUGUGAUCCCCAUGCUCCCAAUUUACUAAGGAGAUCUUUUCUUUUUCUACUUCACAUGUACAUUAGAUCCAUAUAUGUCUCUUUUAGGGUUCUCUUUAUUGUAUAGUUUCUCUAUGGUUGUGAUAUGAUAUAAGGCUGCUUUUUUUUGAUGUAUGUCUAAAAGCUACUUAUGAGUGAAUACAUAUUAUAUUUGUCUUUCUGGAUCUUGGUUACCUCAUCCAAUAUGGGGUUUUCUAGAUCCAUCCAUUUGCUUGCAAAUUUCAAGAUGUCAUUUUUUUCUGCGUAUAGUACUCCAUUUUGUAAAGGUACCACAUUUCCUUUAUCCAUUCUUUGGUCAAGGGGGCAUUUCAGUUGUUCCCAGUUUCUGGCUAUUACAAAUAAUGCUGCUAUGAACAUAACUGAGCACAUGUCCUUGUGGUAUGAUUGAGCAUCCUUUGGCUCAGACCUGCUCCCUCUGAGGUCGCUUACUUUUACCCUGUGAAUGUUUUUAAUGAAGGCUUAAGUAUUAAAAAAUAUCCUUGAGUUUAUGUUAAAAUAAAAUUCUUCAAAUGUAGCAGUGGGAAAAGCUUCUCUUUUUCUUUUAAUGUGUAUGAAUGCUUUGCCUGAAAGUAUAUCUGCACUAAACAUAUGCCUGGUGAAGACAGAGGAGUCAUUAGAGCCCCUGAAGCUGGAGUUACAAAUCAUUGUGAACUGUUGUGCAUGUGUUGGGAAUUGAACACUUGUCCUCUGAAAGACUGACCACUGCUCUUACACACUAAGCCAUGUUUUGAGCCCUGGUUAAAAAAUAUGUGUGUGUGUUUAUAUACAUUUAUAUUCCGUAUCCAAAAAUUUAUAAUAAUGCCAGGCAUGCUGGUAUAGGUAUACUCCUUUAUUCCCAUCGCUCAGGAUGCAGAGGCAAAAAGAUCUCUGUGAGUAGGAGGACAUCAUCAUCUACAUACUAAGUUCCAGGACAGCCAGGAGUACAUAAACUCUUUGUCAAAAACAAAAAUAGCGAUGCCCAUCAAAAUCCCAGCAAAAUUCUUCACAGACCUCAAAAGAGCAGCACUCAACUUCAUAUGGAAAAACAAAAAAUGCAGGAUAGCUAAAACAAUCUUGUACAAUGAAGGAACUUCUGGAGGCAUCACAGUCCCCGACUUCAAACUCUACUACAGAGCUACAAUACUGAAAACAGCCUGGUAUUGGCAUAAAAACAGACAGGAGGACCAAUGGAACUGAAUUGAAGACCCGGAUAUCAAUCAACACACCUAUGAACACCUGAUUUUUUUUGAAAGAAGCAGAAAAUAUAAAAUGGAAAAAAAGAAAGCAUCUUCAACAAAUGGUGCUGACAUAACUGGAUAUCAACAUGUACAAGAACGAAAAUGGAUCCAUAUCUAUCCCUAUGCACAAAACUCAAGUCCAAAUGGAUUAAAGACCACAACAUAAAACCAAUCACACUGAACAUCAUAGAAUAGAAAGUGGAAAGUAUACUUGAAUGUGUUAGCACAGGAGACCACUUCCUAAAUAUAACCACAGUAGCACAGACACUGAGAGAAACGAUCAAUAAAUGGAACCUCCUGAAACAAAGACGCUUUGGUAAAGCAAAGGACAUGGUCAACAAAACAAAACAGUAGCCUACAGAAUGGGAAAAGAUCUUUAUAAACCCCACAUUGGACAGAGGACUGAUCUCCAAAAUAUACAAACACUCAAGAAACUAGUCAUCAAAAGAACAAAUAAUCCAAUUUUUAAAAAUGCGGUACAGACUUGAACAUAGAACUCUCAACAGAGGAAUCUAAAAUGGUUGAAAGACACUUAAGGAAAUGUUCAACAUCCUUAGCCAUCAGAGAAAUGCAAAUCAAAACAACUCUGAGAUUCCAUUCUACACCUGUAAGAAUGGCCAAGAUAAAAAACACUGAUGACAGCAUAUGCUGAAGAUGUGGGGUAAAGGGAGCACUCCUCCAUAUACCCAAUCCCCUUUGGAUUUCAGUAUGGCAAUUUCUCAGAAAAUUAGGAAACAACCCACCUCAAGACCCAGCAAUAUGCUCAAUCAUACCACAAAGAUAUGUGCUCAACUAUGUUUAUAGCAGCAUUGUUAGUCACAUUUGUCACAGCCAGAACCUGGAAACAACCUAAAUGCCCCUCAACUAGCAAAAUGUGGUACCUUUACACAAUGGAGUACUACACAGCAAAAAAAAAAAAAAAAGACAUCUUGAAAUUUGCAGGCAAAUGGAUAGAUCUAGAAAACAUCAUAUUGAGGUGACCCAAACCAAGCAAGACAAAUAUCAUAUGUACUCACUCAUAAGUGACUUUUAGACGUGAAGCAAAAAAAAAAGAGAGAGAGAGAGAGAGAAAAGAAAUUCACAAUCCCAGACAACCUAGACAACAAAGAGGACCCUAAGAGAGGCAUAUAUGGAUCUAAUGUACAUAGAAAGCAGAAAAUGCCAAAAUCUUA